Dictyostelium discoideum AX4 is the source of this 9000-nucleotide messenger RNA. RefSeq lists its product as hypothetical. The transcript has 3 exons. Gene Ontology annotation, biological process: chromatin remodeling. Lineage: Eukaryota; Evosea; Eumycetozoa; Dictyosteliales; Dictyosteliaceae. Bases 1 to 9000 code for a protein of 2999 amino acids. The record is from RefSeq and is a predicted model, not a curated record.
AUGAGUGACGAUGAAGAUUGGGACGCUGAUUUUAGCGAUUCUAGUUCAUCACAACAAACUAACAUGACUUCUUCCCUACAAAGAAAAUUAACUAUUGGAAAUCUUUCAAAAAAGAAAUCCAAAUUAGAUUUAAUGGAGGGGGUCACUAAUAAUAGUACUACAACUAAUAACAACAAUAAUAAUAAUAAUAAUAGUACUGCAACUAAUAAUAGUAAUAAUAAUAAUAAUAAUAACAAAUUAACAUUAAAUCCAUCAUUAAAACCAACAACAGCAACAGCAACAGCAACAGCAACUACACCACCAAAUAAAUCACCAACUAUUGCAGCUGUGAAACCAACAACCACCACUACUACAACCACUACUAAAGCAACAGCAACAGCAGCAGUAGCAGCACUAAAACCAAUACAAAAAUUUACAGAAGAAGAUGAUGAUGAUGAUUGGGAUAAUGAAUUAGAGUCACCAUCAAAAGGUAUAUUGCAAAAUAGAAAAGAAUCAGUUGCAGAUGAUUGGGAUGCAGAUUUUGGAGAGAGUAGUACAAGUGGUAUAGGAUCACCAAUACAACCACAAAUGAAAAUUUUAGGUAUUAAAGCAGAUCCAACAACAAAAACCGAAUGGGAUGAUGAUUUUGUUUUCAAUGAUAGUUCAGAAUCUGAAAAUAAAUCAAUAUUAACUCCAGCUGUAAAUAUCUUAUCAAGAGCUCGUUCAGGUAAUCCAAAUAUUCAAAAUAAUUCUGAAAAUAAAAUAUCUCAUACAAUUACUGAAUUAUUAUCUUUAAUAUCUUUUGGUUCUGAUAUUGAAUCUUCAUUCCCAACCCCAUCAUCAACACCAUUAGCAAAUAAUUUACCAAAAUUAUUAUCAGAAAUUGAAUUUAAAAAGAAAAUUGAAAUACAAUUAACAAAUAUUGAAGUUAAAGAAUUAAAAGGUGAUAAAUUAGAUAUUUCAAAAGGAUAUUAUGAAUUAGGGUUGAUUUAUCAAGGUCAACAACAAAAUAUAUUAGCAUUUAAUCAAUUUUCUAGUGCAAAUAAGAUUUAUCAAGAUUAUAAAGAGGAUUUAGAAUUUGAUAAUGGCGGUGGUGGUAUAACAGAUUGUUAUAAUGAUUCAUAUGAAUUGGAUUUAUAUUUUAAUUUAGGUAUCUCGUCAAAGACCAUGGCAAAUAUAUUCAAUGCCACAGAGUAUCUAAAGAAAGCAUUGGAAGUCUCCAAUAGGGAUAAGAUAUUGUUUCAAUCGAUUCAAUUGAAAAUAUUGUUAGAGUUGGGUUUAGCUUAUCAAACUAGUGAAACUCCAAUUGUAGCCACUAAAUAUUUCGAACAACUCUUAAGAUCUGUAUUAUUUCAACAUUGUCCAACCUUGAAUCAUAAUCAACAUAAAAUGGAUUGUCUAAGUGAAUCCAAUCAAAAGAAAAUUAAAGAAUGGAAUUAUAUUGCAAUUGGUUGUUAUCAAAUGUCAAAAACUUUAAAACAAUUAAAUGAAAUUGAUUUAGCACUUGGUUUCAUUAAACGUUCAAUUUAUUCAAUAAAAUGUAUUAAUAUAACAAAUAACAAUAAUAAUAAUAAUAAUAAUAACAACAACAACACUACAAUAAAUAAUCAUAGAAUUCAAGAGAAUGAAAGUAUAAUAUUAAUGAAUGAAAUAAAGAAAUUACAAUUACAACAACUUCAAGAUGCUGAUAAUACAACUGUAUUAGAUUUUGAUUCUGAUGAUUCUGGUGAUAUUGGUAGAAAAGAAGAUAUUGAUCAAUCGACUGGUAAACUACAACUACAAGAUGAUGAUGAUGAUGACGGUGAUCAAGAGAAAGAGAAAGAGCAGGAAGAUGAUGAUGAUGAUGAAGAUUGGGAUGCAGAGUUGGGUUUAGAUGAAGAGGAAGAUAGAAGACCAGUUUUACAAUUGGCAGGACAAAGUCCAGCUGUUGCAACAAGUUUUGGAAAAGAUAGAUUAUCACCACAUUAUAAGUUAUUGGAUCAAGUUACCAAUCAAAACUUUGAGAUUGUAAAAUACCCAAAACCAUCAUACCUUUAUUCAUUGGCAACCAUUGAUGGUCAUCCAUUCUUACAUGAAGAGGCGCUAAGUCAAUGGUUAUCAAGUAUUAUCGUUAAACAUUUACAAGGUGAAGAUCGUGCAUUACGUGUGGUUCAACAACGUUCAUCCAUUGAGGAGUUAAGAAAUGAUUUCGCUCAGGAAUCCACUAAAUUAAAGGGUCAACCAAAGAUAUGGGCAAGAGCAACAUUAGAGUUUUGUUACACUUUACAUAUAUUUGGUCAUGAUGUGUUGUGUUGGGAUACGAUUAUGGAGUUUUUCACCGAUUUACGUGAUUGUGUCUCCUCUUCCCUAUUGACACUAUCGAAUCGUGGUGGUAGAGUUCAAUUGGGUAAUGUACCAUUACCACCAUCAAUGACACCAACUUCAAAACAGUUACAACAGGAACAAGAGGAAAAAGAUGUAACUUAUCAUUACGCUUUUCAAAUGUUAUACUUGGCUUCAAAACUUUGGACACCUGAAGAGGAUGCUUCCUUUAAACAUAUGUAUCAAGGACUUAAAAAUUUAUCAACAAAUAACGCACCCCAUGUAGAUUGUAUAGUAGCAGAAUGUUAUUCUCAUCAUUUACAUCAUAAAAUUAAUUCAAAUAGUGAAGAUAGUUAUAAUAGUACAGAUGAUGAUGAGAAUGAUGACGAUGAAGAAAAUGAAAAUAAUUCAGAUAAUGAAGAUAAUAGCGACGAUAAUGAAUAUAAUAACAAUAAUAACAAUAAUAAUACUAAUAAUAACGAUGAUGAUAAUAGCGAUCAUUCAUCAUCAAAAAAUAAUUUAAAUAAAAAUAGACGAAAAAAUCGAAAUGAAUUAGACGAAGAACCAGAAUUUAGAGUUAGACCAAAUGAAUUCUCUUCUAUGGAAGAAGAGAAGAUUAAUCCUCUAAAUACAUUUUUAAGAGUUUAUCAACAAUGUAAUAUUAAAUUGAAAAUGUCAAAACAACAACAAAAUAGUAAUAAUAAUAGUAAUAAUAAUAAUAAUAAUAAUUCAUCACCAUCACCAUCACCAUCAAAAAUUAAUUUAUCAUCAUCAACAUCACAUCAUCACCCAAUAUCACCAUCAAAUUCAACACAUCAAAUUUAUAGAACAAUUAAUCCAAAUAAAGAAUAUUUAGAAAUUGGUACAAAGAAUGCAAUGACAAGAGCAUUGAUUGGUAUUCAUUUUCAUUUGAAUGGUAUUUCACCAUUAACAACCAAACGAUUGGUAAAUGAUGAUUCUUAUCAAGUGGAAUAUAUGUACACUGGUCAAGAGUGUGAAAUGUUAUUGGAUGCAAAUUAUCGUAUGAAGGUGUUGACCGAUCUUUAUCCAGAGAUACCACCAACAUUUUUGAAAGCUAAAACUGCCUAUGCAUUGGGUUUGAAUGCUGUCGAUAUCAAUGAUUUGGUAUUGGCUGAGAAAUUCUUUUUCGAAUGUCUUUAUAUCAUUGAUAAAUGUAAACAACCUGCAAUUGGUUUACCAUUGGUCCUUUCAGAGUUGGCUGCAAAUGCUUCAAUCGCUUAUGCUGGCGUAUUGUUGGAUAACUUUAAGUACCAAUAUGCAAUAGUUUCAUUUGAUAACGCUUUAUUAAAUUACAACAUUAGGAAGAAGAAAGAGUAUGGUACACUCUUGAGAAAAGUUGCCGCUCUAGCAAGAGAGAAUGAUGAUAUUCCAUCAGCAAUUUAUUAUUAUAAACAAAUUUUAAAUAAUUAUCUAGAAGACGAUCCACAAAGUAAAACAAAUGAAAUCAUUUAUCUCUGUGAAACCAUUAGCACAUUGUAUUGGGAAAAAGGUAGUUAUAAACAAGCUGAAGAACAUCUUAAAGUAAUUUACUUUAUACUAUCAAGACCAACUCAAUCUCCAGGUGGUAGUGGUAGUGGUGGUGGUAGUGGUGGUUUAGGAUUAGGUGGUGGUAGUAGUGGUGUUGGUGGUGGAUUAGGUGGAAGUGGUGGUAGUGGUUUAGGUUUAGGGUUAGGUGUUGGUGGUAGUAAUGGUGGUUUUGACUCAUCAGGUAAUCUUAAUAGAACUCCUGAUACACCACGUUUCGAUAAUCCAAUCUUUUUUCAAUUUCAACUUAAAAUGGCAUCACUCUACUUGGAGAGUUAUCACUUUGAAAAGGGUUUAGAAUUAUUGGAAUUUAUGAAAAGACAUCCAUUACCUCAUGGUAAAUUAAAUUCUUUAAUCUUUUUAUUAGCAAAAGCUUACACUAAAAAAGAAUGGUUCGAUGAAUGUACAAAUCUAUUAAAUCAAUUAGAUAAUGAUGAUAGUGGUUUUAUUGGAGGAGGAGGAAGUGGUCCACCUUCUUUAAAUUCUUCCACUUCUUCAAAUUCUUCUUAUAGUAGUGGUUUAAAUAAUUUUAAUCAUCAUCAUCCUCAUCAUCAUGGUGGUAAUAAUAAUAAUAAUAAUAAUAAUUUUGUAAAUAGUAAUAAUGUUAAUAGUAAUAAUAUAAAUAGUAAUAAUAUAAAUAGUAAUAGUAUAAAUAGUAGUAAUAAUAUAAAUAAUAAUAUAAAUAAUAAUAAUAAUAAUAAUAAUAAUAAUAACAAUAAUAAUAAUAAUAAUAAUAAUAAUAAUAAUAAUAAUAAUAAUAAUAAUAAUAAUAAUAAUAAUAUAAAUAAUAGUAGUGGAUUUGGUAGAGUUUUAAAAAGUUCAGGACCAUUAAAUGGUGGUAGAUAUCAUCAUCAUGGUGGUAGUGGUGGUCAAAAAAUUGAAAGAAAUUUAAAGUAUUGGGAAUUACAAUGUAUAAAUUAUUAUCAUUCAAAUCGAUUUAGUGAAGCAUUGGUUUGUAUUGAAUGUGCAAUUGAGUCAUGUCCAUCUUCAUCAUUGAAUGCAAGAGGUCAAUAUUUUUAUAUUCGUGGUAAAAUCUUCCAAAAAUUAGUUUCCUUUUCAAAUGCAACACUCGUUACAUUUCCAACAUCAUUAAGACCAACCGAUAAUGAUUUGAAAGAGAUUGCUGACGUUUGCACAACAACCACUUAUAAUUGUACAGGUGAUUUAAUUCAAGAAUGUGUUGCAAGUUAUAAACGUGCCUACCAUUACUUUAAAUCGAUUGGUGAUGAUGUAAAAAUUCAAAAAACUGUAUCACGUAUAGCAGAAACUUAUUUAGAUCGUGUAUUUGGUCCAGUCGCUUUACUACAUUAUCCAUUUGAUGAUGUUGCACGUUUACCUUUUUUCCCAUCCUCAAAAUUAAUUCAAAAAGAUAGUGAACAAGAGCAACAAUUAUCAGAUUUAAAGAAAAGAAAGAUGAAAAAAGAUUCAUUAAAAACUUCUUCAUCAAGUGAUUCAACACCAAUUUCAGUAACACCAACAAUUCAAAAACAACAACAACAGCAGCAACAACAACAACAACAAUUAAAAGAAUUUUAUAUUGGUUUUGAAUUAAUUGAAAAUCCAGCAAUGUUAGCAUUGGAUAUUAAUAUUGAUACUUGUAAUAUAUUAGUAUUGUUAAGAAAUUAUAUGAAUAUGGCAGAAUUAAAAUUUUUACAAGGAGAUCGUGAUCUUUCAAUUAGUUAUUGGGUAGAGUGUAAACAACUCUAUUAUACAUUAUUCUUUGAUGGACCAUCAUUAAUCAUUAAAUCAGCACCAUUACAAUUUAUAAAGAAAAUAUUUAACCUUUGUAAACGUAUGCUUAGAUUCUUAUUCGCUUUCGAUCAAGAGUUAAUCAAUAAGAAUCUUAUGUUGAUCGAUAGUUAUUUAAAUUUAGAAUUGGAUAUUCAACAAGCAACUCAACGUCCAAUCAAUUCAACCAAACCAAUGGCAUAUGAAUCAACACCUCAAAUCGAUAAAAUCUUUGUACCAUAUGCUUAUAAAUCUUUAACCAUUGGUAGAAGUUUUAAAAAGAAUCGUAUGGAAGUUUCAUUCUCUGUAAAUAAUAAUAAUAAUAAAAAUAAUGGUGGUGGUGGUAGACCAAAUAUACCAACUUCACCAAAAAGUAGUAAAGAUAAAGAUUCAAACAAUAUUAUUGGUGGUGUUUCAAAUUUAACAUUUGGUGAAAAAACUAAAGAUGAAGAGAAAAGUGUUUUAACUGGUGAUGAAGUUGGUGAAAAAAUUUGGGGUUCUUUUCAUUCGAUUAGAAAUGAAAUUAGAAAAUAUUCAAUUGGUAAAAUCUCUCAAGAGGAAUUAUCAACUAGAAAUAAAACUAUUAUUAAACAUAUUUUAAAGGUUAUGCAAACUUAUAAAGUUCAUAUGGCAAAUCAAAAUGCAAAUGGUGCUACUUCAAAUAAUUAUGCUAAUAUGAAUAGUCCAUCUUCAAUUUCUUCAUCAUCCUCAACUUCUCCAAAUAUAAGUAAUACAAAUUCACCAAUUUUAAAUAAUAAUAAUAAUAAUAAUAAUAAUAAUAAUAAUAAUAUAACACCAGCAUUUAGUGCAAAUAAUUUAGCAAGUUUAUUCCGUUCACAAGCAAAGAGUGGUUUAGAAAAUAGUGGUAGUAUAGCAGUUGGUAGAGGUAGAACCCCUUCAGGUGGUGGUGGCCCUCCACAUAGUGGCUUUUCAAAUACAAGUAGUGGUACCAUUGGUAUUGGUAGUGGUGGUACAGUUAGAAAUCAAGCAUCAAAAUAUGAAGAGAUUUCAUUCAAUUCAACAACUUCACGUAUUAAUGCAUCACUUCAAAGAUUGGUAAUAUCAUUACAAGUUGAUAAUUACUUUAUUCAUUAUGUACCAAGUUCAGGUAGAAAGAAAUUCAAUAGAAUCGGUGGUAAUGAAGAGUUAACUCCAUUGGCUCCACCAUCAAAUACAUUGUUCAUUGAGGUUUAUUUAUUAUCAAAUGCAAAUGAAAAGGUUACAUUUAUGGUUUCACCAUUAAUCACUUUAGAGAAUAUUUUAUUAAAUCUUUGUAAUCGUCCUUAUUGGGCUUAUUCCUCAUCAACCAAUACAACCAAUGGUGAUAGUAAUACCAAUAGUAUUAAUAGUUCAACUGGUAGUACAAGUAGUAAUUCAAGUGGUGUAAGUAGUAGUGGUACAGGUGGUGGUACAGGUGGUGGUAGUGGUAUUGAUUCAGGAACAAAGAAGAAAUCAUUCUUUGGUUCAUUCAGUAGAAGUAAUCAAAACUCUUAUAAAACCACACCUAAAUUUGUUGAAAAAACUCAAAACUUUCACACAGAAUUCUUAUCAUUCCUUUCAACUACAAUUGGUCCACCAACUGGUACAAGUACAAAUGAUGAUAAUAAUGAUCAUUAUCAUGGUAGAGGAGGUGGUGGUGGUGGUGAAAGAGAUUCAAGUGGUCAUGAUCGUCAUCAUGCGACACCACCACUUCACUCAACCAAUCCAAUGAUUCCACCAGAUUCUCCGCCACAAAAUAGAAGAAAUAUGCUUAUUAAUGAUAAUUCAUCAGAUAAAUCAGAUUCUGAAAAAUCUGAUAAAUCCGAGAGAGAAUUCAAUAGAAGUGAUAGUAAUAGUACAAAUACACCUCAUCCAAUUAGUCAUGGUCAUCAAUCCACUCAUCCAUACAUACCAAAUCCAACUUUAUUGAAUCCAGAUAUUCACGGUAGAAGUAUGAGUGUUGGAUCUGGUCCAAGUAGAAAGGUUUAUACAACUCAACAGAUUUCAUUGGUUUCAAUGGCUAAAAGAAUGAUAAAGAGUGAGGAUCCAGCUUACUCGAAAGCUUACAUUUCAAUUGAUCAACUCUCCUAUCAAGUUUGUAAAAUAUUCUCCCACAGAGAAAUGCGUGAAUGUAAUGAACAAAAUCCAUUACAACUUUAUUUGUUUGUAAAUUCCGCUGAAGAAAGAAAAAGUUUAUCAUCAUUUGGUGAAGGUGGUGGUAGUGGUGUUCAAAAAACCUCUGAUCAAGCAAUAACUUUUACUCCAGAGAUUUUAUCCUCUUUUAAUUCUUUAUUAUCUUUAACCUCUACCGAUAAAAAUCCAGUUGAAGAAUCUGAACGUAAAAAAGUAGUUAGCGAAAUUCAACAUACUACUUUUGCAUCAUUAUUUGAAAUUUUACCUGCUGAAAAAGAAAAAUUAAGACAGUCAUUACUUGCAAGUGCAUCGUCAACAUCAACAUCAUCAUCAUCAUCAACAUCAACCACUAAAAAAAUUGGAGCAACAGUAAAGAAUGCAUUACCAUUUGGUUUAUUCUCAUCAUCUUCAACUAAACUUCAAAACAUUGAUAGUAUUUCAUUGGUUAAUAUUUCAGCAUCACCAUUAUUAUUCAUUUGUUCAAAAUCUUUACAAAUUUUUCCAUGGGAAUUAAUUUUACCAGAAUUUAUUGUUCGUUAUAAAUCAUUAUUUGAUAUUUUAAAGAGUAGUUAUUAUAGUAUUAGCAGUAAUGAUGAUACCACUAAUACUACACCAACACCAACAACAACAACAACAACUGGUACAGUAACUAAUAGUAAUGAAAAUAAUAAUCAUUGUGCAUCAACUCCAUUAUUUAUUAGUUGUUGUUAUUCUCAAACUGAAAAGAAUCAAAUAUCAACAAUUGAUAAUUUAAAGAAAGAUUAUUCAUUAAAAACCAUUUUAUAUAGUCUUUAUACUACACCAUUAAAACCAGUUGGUAAUCGUGUGGUUCAUUCAAAUCAUCCUUAUCAUUCCUCUUUGAUAAAGACAGGUACCAAACCAUCAAUUGUAAAGAAGAAAAAUAAAUAUUUGGAAUUCUUUGAUUUAUCAGUUUCAAAACCACACCAUAUCACAAAUUUAAUUGAUGAAAUUAAUAAUAGUAAUAACUUUUAUCCAAUCAUGGUAUUCACUUAUAAUGAUUUGGUUGAUCUUUCUCAAAUUCCAACUAUUCUAUUAAAACUUAAACCAAUCAGUUAUUGUCUAUUCAUUCCAUAUUCAAAACAAAAAGAAAUUUUAAAUAGAUUCUUUAAAAUUUAUGAUCAUCAUUUAAAACAACAACAACAACAAUCAAGUGGUAGUGGUAGUAGUAAAGGAAUAGUUGGACCACCUCAAACAACUAGAAAAGAAAGAUAUCAAUUUUUAAUCUCUGCUGUCCAAGCCGUUAAAGAAGAAUUUUAUACUCCAAUAGUAUUAUAUAAUCCAACCUUUUUUGUAAAUAAUGAUGAAAGUAAUUAA